Molecule: messenger RNA, 1791 nt
Organism: Aaosphaeria arxii CBS 175.79
Lineage: Eukaryota; Fungi; Ascomycota; Dothideomycetes; Pleosporales
Product: MFS transporter
Exons: 3
Coding region: 361-1713 (450 amino acids)
Biological process (GO): transmembrane transport; carbohydrate transport
Cellular component (GO): membrane
Molecular function (GO): carbohydrate:proton symporter activity
Source: RefSeq, a predicted model, not a curated record
UAAGAUGUGCGCGGUUCUCCGACACGAAGAGUGGGUAAAUGCUGUGAAUGACUCUUGAGUUUAGUGAGGAUAAGGUUUAUUGACUGAAAGAGAUAUUUAGAGAUUGAUAAUAUUGCAUGAUGGGUUGUUUUCCGGUGUUCAGAGGGCGGACCUUGUAUACACUCAUGAAGAUAGUGUGUGGUACUUCGUUCAUGAUGUAUGGCGUAAGUCACACCAUGAAGCGAAAUCAUAUCCACAACACUCACGUACGCACAUACUGAUGAAGCUGUCCAGUACGAUGCCGGCGUACUCGGAGGCGUACUCCUCCACCCACCAUUCCUCAACGCCAUCGGUAACCCCAAAGACGUCUGGACGAUCCCCAUGAUAACCGCCUCAUACGACCUCGCAGCCUGCGUGACCGCCGUCGGCAUCGCCUUCUUCACCUUCAACAUCGGCCGCCGCGGCACCAUCAUCAUGGGCAACAUCGCCGCGAUAAUCGGAUCAGUCAUCCAAGCUGCAUCCUACUCGGUACCCCAACUGAUCGUCGGUCGACUCUGCACCGGCUUCGCGAUCGGUUGCAUCAGUUCCGCAGUGCCUACGUAUCUCAGUGAGACGGGGAUAGAGAUUGGAGACCGCGGGCCGGCGAAUGCGUUGAAUGCUAUUCUGCUUAUUAGUGGAGUGCCGUUGGCGUACUGGGUUGACUAUGGGUUCACGAAGAUGGAUAAUCAGGCUUCGUGGAGAGUGCCGAUUAUUUUUCAGUGCAUUUUUGCUUUCUUCUCUGGUGGGACGAUGUGGUUCUUGCCUGAUACGCCGCGAUGGUACUACGCUCGAAAUCGAUGGGACGAAGGCGAUGCCGUUCUCGCACGUCUCAACGAUGCGCCGGUUGAGUCUGAAAAGGUGCAGGCUACCCGACGUGAGAUCCUUGGAGCAAUUGAAGCAGAACUGGAGGCGAAUUCGAGCUUGCAUUGGAAACAAUUCUUGACGAUGGGCAUCGUCGAUAACACCAGAAUGAAGAUUGUGAGAAGACUUUGCAUGUGCUUCUGGCUUCCCAUGAUCCGCGAAUGGAUGGGCUCGAGUUUGAUUGCCUACUACAGCUCCGUAAUUCUCUCCAAAGUGACAGACCCCCAUCUCGUCUCCCUGAUCGCCGGUGUACUCAACACCUUCUUCGCACUCGGCUGCGUGCCCCUCUACUUCACCAUUGAACGCGUGGGCCGACGCUCCGUCCUGCUCUACGGCGCAAUCGCCAUGACGAUCCUGAUCUCCAUCUUCACCGUGCUCGUCGCAAUCUCCCCAACGCAAGCAAUACGCUGGGCAGCCGUGGCAGUCAUCUUCCUCUUCCUCUUCGUCUUCGGGUACGCAUGGCAGGGCUGCGUGUGGCUCUACUGCGCGGAAAUCGCACCUCUGGAGUACCGCCAUAUCGGUGGUGCGGCGACCGCAUUUGGAGAGUGGCUCAUGACUUUUAUCACAGUCUUUGCUGGCCCCAUAGGGUUCGAUCAGAUUGGAUGGUACUUUUGGCUGUGGGUUAUCUCGGGCAAUGUUAUUGCUAUCAUCUUUGUCUUCUUGCUUUGUCCGGAGACGGGCGGGAAGACUCUAGAGCAGGUGGAUUAUUUGUUUGUCAACAAGGGAUUUGCAGGAUUGAGGAAGAAUUUCGAUGUUGGGGACGAGGCACUAGAUGUGUGGAAAGAGGAGAAGGAAAAAUCUGUGGUUAUGGAAGAGAGGGUUGCGGAAAGAUGAAUGGAAGGUCCGUUGUAGGAGAGGCUCUGUGAUUAGCUUAGGUGUGGAGUUGUUGUGGUAGAACGUGACCAGUUGAUU